Molecule: messenger RNA, 1713 nt
Organism: Talaromyces proteolyticus
Lineage: Eukaryota; Fungi; Ascomycota; Eurotiomycetes; Eurotiales; Trichocomaceae
Exons: 4
Coding region: 1-1713 (570 amino acids)
Source: RefSeq, a predicted model, not a curated record
AUGAAUUAUGAACCCCUUCGACGGCCACCACUCCCUCCAAGCCGCUCGUCAAAUAACGACUUAUUACCACCAUCUUAUUCGCAUUCUCGGAAUUCAAGCCGUGCACGUUCUGAUGUGUCUUCGGAUAACACAGACGUUGGUCCUCCGUCGUGGCGUGGUAAAACAUCAUCAAAUACGCAUGUUCGUGAUAAAGAAAAAAUCAAGAGUAUUAGAAGUACCAAAAAGAACUCAACGGUUCACGGAAUCUCACAUUUCUUCUUGGAAGUAUUGCCUCGAGGGUGGACCAUCGAGAUACUUUCCUGCGCCAUGAGUGUUGCCGCACUUAUCUCUAUAGUCAUCGUACUCAACCAGUAUAAUCAACAGAGUAUGCCUUCAUGGCCUCUCGGGAUCACCCUCAAUACUCUAUUGGCAUUUUUAACUGCCGUCAGCCAGGCGGGAUUUUUAAAUCCUGUUUUUCAGGGUCUCUCGCAGAUGAAAUGGAACUGGUUUGUCAACAAGGACAGGCCGUUGUCAGACUUUGGGAAGUUUGAUAAUGCCAGUCGAGGCUCAUGGGGUAGCUUUUUACUUGUUUUUACCACAAAAGGAAGGCUUUCGAUCUUAAUGGCCACGGUGAUAUUAGUCAGCUCGAUAGUCACAUCGACGAUAACCCAAGCUGCCCUUACUCAAGGUACACGGUACAUUCCUACUGGAGGGACUGCUGAACUAUAUCUUCAACAUGGCCUCCUUUCCCCUCUGAAUACGUCUGGAACAAUGCUUUGGUCGGAUUUAUACGCUUCUGACCAUACAGAUGGCUGGGAAAGGCUGACGUCUUUUUCAAAUAGCAGCCGCCCAUAUACUGCAUUUUCAGCGACCCAGCUAAUAUAUCUGAACGAGUCAGAUGUCGCUUCAAAUGAUUUCCAAGAACCCAGUAUUGGAAAAUUGUUCAUGCCCUAUACACGCGCAAUGGAGGCACUAUUCUACAUGUGCAUAGAGACCUACAAUAUUUCAGUGGUCAACGGAACAACUUCUACAACCUUGGUUUCAACUACUUCAAAUGUCACUGACUUGAUUGUUUAUGGAUACCUUGCAGACGGGUCGAAACCAGUCAUAAACUAUAAUAGGACAUUCACGGUAGGUGGUCAAAAUUACACCUAUGCUAAUAUCGGAAAUUCGAUGGCCGAGGUAUUCCAAAGCAUGAUGUUCGGAGCAUACUACUAUCAUCAAAAUGAAGGGGGCUUAUUUGAUAUGUCACCUUUCAGCUACGCAAUGGGACAGGUGCUAUAUGAGAACCACAAACUCAAUGUCACAACAGGCACCGAGCGGGAUCCUCUCAUGCGUCAGAAUAUUGAGUUUGUUCUCGAAAACAUGGCCAAGGGAGUAACUAAUUGGCUUCGUUCACUUUACCCUUCACCUGUUCAAGGGCGAAAUUACGCCCCCGAUACAUACGUUAUUGUCCGAUGGCCUUUCAUAGCUUGCUUAGCUGUCCAAGUAACCUUCUCAAUCAUCUUCUUAGUGUGGAUAAUUCUCGAUACCAAGAUCCGGAAAGUUAAGAUUUUGAAAGAGUCAGCUAUUGCAGCAUUGUUUGCUUUAACUUCGGAGGACAGGAUAACUCUAGAGAAUCGUAUCUCAGUGGCAGACGACGAAAAAAAUGCAAAUGACGAUGUCGGGAAUACUUCCAAGGCGGCAUUGAUCAAAGGAGGCUCUGGACAGUGGAAUUUAAAGUUGGCUAACUAG